This is a messenger RNA of Glarea lozoyensis ATCC 20868, 1845 nucleotides long. RefSeq lists its product as uncharacterized. The coding region runs from base 1 to 1845 and encodes 614 amino acids. The record is from RefSeq and is a predicted model, not a curated record. NCBI's taxonomy places the organism in Eukaryota, Fungi, Ascomycota, Leotiomycetes, Helotiales, Helotiaceae. The transcript is spliced from 7 exons.
AUGUUGAAAUUCACCUAUUACAACUUUUUUCUCACAAUCAACUUGGCACUCGCUCUACAUAUACCGUCGCCUCCGAUAGCUUCAAACACAUUGGCCAGCCAUCCAUCCAUUUCAAAUAAAUUGAGCUUAAUACAACCAUCCCCUACUGCUUUACAUUUGGUUCUUCCCCGCGAGACAAAUGGAUUGGCAUCUCUUGUACUUGGACAUUUAUCCAACUAUCAAGUCACCAAGACUUAUUCACCUAUACCGGAGUUGGGAUCCAAAACUAUAGAAGUUCCCGAUGGGUUAGCCACAGUAUUUCCAGCAGAAGGCAUAGAUCUUCUGUUAGGUCUUGAUCUCUUCAAAGAGCUUAACAGCACCUUUCACACAACGUGCGAGAGAAAGAUCAGCCCGGAAUGUCAGCAGCAACUAAAAAAUAUAUUGGAAAGGGAAGAUGGAGUUGCCCUUCAAGCGCGCGGCCUUGAGUCGCUCGCCUAUGUUGGUGCAGCACUUGCGCUAUAUUUUUCUUACUUAUUUAUGAGGUUGACUUCGCAAUCAGAGACGGUCGUUUCAGUCCCAGUAGUACCACUGUUAGGAAUGCAUAUGCCACAAAGUGACCAUGCACAAAUCGCAUCAUGGGACUCGCCAGCCACCACAGUGUUUGCUACCACUAGUGGAGACGUCGCAGCCGUCACCAUUACCUCAACGCCUACGCCUACUCCAGUUGGCGAAUUUGAGCCACCAACCUUUGAGAGGAGACCAAACGGCGAUGUCGACGUUACCCUUUCGGUUGGUAUCGUUGAUGCAUUAUCCAGAAUAAUGGACGAUGUCAUUUGCGCUCGUGAUCUAGAGUCCCAAGAAGAGACCUGUAUAAAAAGGGCAACCAUCACAAUCCUCGGUCGAAUCAUACCUUGGGAGCAGCUAUGGCGUUCAAUCUUGAUUUUAGGGGAGUUUGAAAUACCAGCUCCUGCCCCUCGCAUGCAGGCUAUGAUAGAUGCUGUUGUCGAGUGGGGGAGAACUCUUCAGCCUCCAGUUGACCCCGAAACUCUAAGAAAAAUCGUCCCUAGCAUAUUGCUCAUAUCCAACAACAGGUACAAAGCAAAGGCUAUCCAGAAAUUCAAGUUAUCUCAGAAAGAGUUGAAUUCAGAAGACAAGACCGAGGAGGAGGAGGAAAAGAAGAGCCAGUGUGGUCCCCCAGAGUCCACUCCAUUCUGUCAAAAUUGUGGCGGAAAUGGCGAUCGGACAGUCAACAAAUGUCCAGGGGAUCCAGCAAAAGACAUGGUAGAGAAAGGCUGUGAUUGUUUUCCAUCCGCCAAUGUUCAACCCUACAAUUAUUUCGGUAGUGAUGCAGGUCUCGUCCAAGCAACCUUGAAUUUGCGUCUUCUUCAAGAUAAUCCACGGACGACCAGCCCCACAAGUGAAGUACAGUGCUAUACUGACGCAGGUAAAGACUACUUUGACCAACACAUGAAACUUGGUGGUCCAGUAGAAAAUUUCUGUCCGAGCAAUGGCGAUAGUUUGAGUGGUAUAUACAGCAUCGCCACAAGUGACACUGGGGUCUGUAAACAGGGAGAUCUCGAGCCUGAUUUUUGUAAGUAUGUGCCGGUACGCGGCGGACGUGUGAUACCACCAGAUGCACCGCCUGAGUGUGAUGCUGUGGGCCAAUUUCGAGACAACAUUUGUAAAGCGGCUGUCAAACAGAUAUUUGAAGCUUGUCCUGACGGUGGAGGAGUAGUAAACAAUAUGUGUGGUCGAUGGUCGAUCGGUCUAUGUUUGGGUACUGGGGAAGACUGUGAAAAGCAACUGGCUGCUAAAACUUUCCUGUUACCGGCCACUUUUAUUCGAAAGAAAGUGGGAAACUUGUAA